This is a messenger RNA of Owenia fusiformis, 777 nucleotides long. The record is from the annotation of a GenBank genome assembly. NCBI's taxonomy places the organism in Eukaryota, Metazoa, Annelida, Polychaeta, Sabellida, Oweniidae.
AAAAGAGGAAGGAUGAACAUUUACUACCCACUUAUCGUCCAAAUAACCAAGUUUGGAUAUUUCGUAAUUUGGAAUCACCAAUAUCUCUAAUGCAUUCUUUACAGCCAUUGUCAAAGUUGAGCAACCUUUUAAAUAAUUUAGAUUUCAGAUUCAACUGGACAUGGGGAUAUCAAAGAAAUUGUGAUAUUUGGGAGCCAUAUGGAUAUUUCAAUGGAACACAUGCAAAAUAUAGAAAUAUAACCAUAGAUAUAUCUGACAAUAAGAAAACAAUUGAAAAUAUAAACUUUGCAGCCAAUAAAAGCAAGUUGGUGUUUUGGGCUGUCAGUAAUUGUGCCCCAUGGAGUAGAAGAGAUGUAUAUGUAGAAAAAUUGAACGAAUAUAUUCCUGUUGACAUAUUUGGAGAAUGUGGAGAAUUUAGAUGCAAGAAGAAUUCUCAGUGUGAAAAUGAUUUCUAUAAACCAUACAAAUUCUAUCUUGCAUUUGAAAAUUCAAUAUGCAAAGAUUACAUCACUGAGAAACUUUGGCGCUGUCUUGUAGUAUGGAAAGUUAUUCCAGUUGUAUUUGGAUGUGACGAUUAUAAAACACUUCUCCCUGAUCGUUCUUAUAUUGAUGUAUCAACAUUUUCUGGCCCUCAUAAACUUGCAGAAUAUUUAAAGCAUCUGGAUCUUGAUGAUCACAAGUACAAUAAGUAUUUUCAAUGGCGAACACAACCUUCUGCUCCGCAAUUAGCAACCAAAUCACUGUGGCCAUUUGAGACUCCAAGAUGUCAGAUAUGCA